Megalops cyprinoides (Indo-Pacific tarpon) is the source of this 2295-nucleotide messenger RNA. It is a transcript of the gene mospd2, whose product is annotated as motile sperm domain containing 2. The transcript is spliced from 15 exons. Lineage: Eukaryota; Metazoa; Chordata; Actinopteri; Elopiformes; Megalopidae. The coding region runs from base 229 to 1842 and encodes 537 amino acids. The record is from RefSeq and is a predicted model, not a curated record.
UUGUUGUAGAAUUCUAAUCACAGUCAUCUCACAUUUGACAUCAAAAGUUGCUCUGUCAAGAUCAGGGAAGUCAGCUGAGAAACCGACUCCAUGGCGGUUUUACUCGACAGGGAAAGACAGCUUUGUGAAAUGUUCUUAGGAGCCAAAAUGGCGAUCUAAGAGGAGGUAAUUUCACGACUGGCCCUUCCUCAUAUAGCCCAACCCACUCGGUCUAGUGUCAGUGUGACCAUGGCGGAUGGUGGACUGCAAGAACCGGAGCAGGACAUCGAGAAGAAAACAGAAGAAACAAGACAGAGGUUCAAGGACGAGUAUGUGCAAGAUUCAUCUGACAAGUAUGACUCCAGAGACGUGGACAGACUCCAGAGGGAUGAUGCCUGGGCUGUAAGCUUCCUGACAUGGCGGCACUUUGUCGUGGAGGAAACCUUGAAGAUGAUUGAUGAAAGCUUUUUGUGGAGAAAAGAAUUCAAAGUGAAUGACCUCACGGAAAGCUGCAUUCCCAAAUGGAUGUUCGAGACUGGAGCCGUUUAUCUCCACGGCUACGAUAAGGAAGGCAACAAAUUAUUCUGGUUCAAGGUGAAGAUGCAUAUCAAGGAUACUAAGACGAUUCAAGACAAGAAGAAGUACGUGGCCUUCUGGCUCGAGCGCUACGCCAAGCGGGAACCCGGCAUGCCUCUCACUGUAGUGUUUGACAUGUCUGAAUCCGGGCUCAGCAAUAUCGACAUGGACUUUGUGAAGUACAUCAUUAGUUGUUUCAAAGUGUAUUAUCCAAAGUUUCUGUCCAAGAUGAUUAUGUAUGAGAUGCCAUGGAUCAUGAAUGCGGCUUGGAAGAUAGUGAAGACGUGGCUGGGUCCGGAUGCUGUCAGCAAGCUGAAGUUUGUUUCCAAGAGUGAAGUCCAAACCUACAUCGGACCUGAGUACCUUCCACUCCACAUGGGAGGAACUGACCCCUUUAAAUACAGCUAUCCUCCACUGCCCGAUGAUGAUUUUCAAACUCCCAUUUCUGAAAAUGGACCAAUCGCCAGCGAGGAUGAAAAUGAGAGCAAGGAUGGUGAAAUGGAGACCAAGGAGACCCUGGAUUCGAGCUUCAGCUCGGAGCAAGCUCUCAGGCCAAAAAAGGUCAACUUUGCAGAGGACAGUUUCAAGCUGGAGGAGUACGACAGAGUGGACACAGCCGGUCGGACUAAGGGGGCCAGGAAACCACAGACCACAUUUAAAGGGUCAUUGCUUCAUAUCAGUCCUGCAGAGGAGCUGUGCUUUGGGUCGAAAGAGACUGAGAAGAAAUGUCUGAUUAUCCUCAACAACGUGACCAAAAACCAAGUGGCCUUUAAGGUCCGAACCACAGCACCAGAGAAAUACCGAGUUAAGCCCAGUAAUAGCAGCUGUGAACCUGGAGCUUCUGUCGAUAUUGUGGUGUCCCUACAUGGAGGCUACCAGGCCUCUCCUCAGGACCGGUUCUUGGUCAUGGCUGCAGAAAUGGAGCAGAAUGCUGGAGUGGGUUCUCCAGAACUUGCACAAUUCUGGAAGGAAGUUCCAAAGACUAGAAUAAUGGAGCACAGAUUGCGGUGUCAUGUCCUUGAGAGUGGACUCACUGUGACCCCACUGACUGACAGUCCCAUCCCAUCUGGGCCCAGCGGCCACCAGGACCUGCACACCAUGCUCAUGCGGGUAGCAGCCAGCAGUUCCAGAUUGGAGCAGAAGCUAGACCACUGCCUGUGGGUCCAGAAGGUUCUGACAGUACUGGUGAUGGUUCUAAUGGCCUUUAGUUUCUGCACCCUGUACCUGUUGUACACUAGAGAUGGACCAUCAGAACCAGGCUCCACCCCACCCUCCGAACAGACAUAGACUGUCAGAGCCACCUGUUAUCCAGCAAAACCCUAACAUCUGAAGCAGAGACCAAACAAAAACAGUCAGUCCUCUGCUCUGGGGACAGACUCGCAAGGAACGGCGUUCUUUCGUUGGAGCAGAAAUGAGAAUGCCCUGCGGGGGGAAUUUCUGUGACAGUUGGUCCCUUGGAGAGUUGCUCUCUUCUCUGUGGAGUGAAGGUCCAUGUGUGAGUUCAGCAGACACUCAGGACUAAAAGAACCCAAUAAUGUAUUUUUUAGUACUCAUCGUGGAAUCAUUAAUGAUGCCAUUAUUUAUUACUGAGGUAACUAGUGAUUAAUUAUGGUAAUUUAGGAACAAUUAUAGUUUCUCAAAUUAUGUACAGUAUUUCCUUUUAAUGUAUGUAUGAAAAAUAAUAAAAAUGCACUUUUUGUUUCAUGUGAUUUGUUAUAGACCAGUUUUUUAAUUCAGACC